UUCCUCUAACAACCAUCCAUUUGAUUUCUUCUUAUUUAAGCAGUAAUUUAAUGGGAGAAAAUAUCCAAGGAUUCCUGUACUUCCUUCCUCUUACUAGUUUUGAUCAUUAUCCUCAACAUUCUCUGCAAUCAUUUUAUUUGAGAGGGUGCACAAAGUAGAGCACAGAUUAAGAUCUUCUGUGUUCUUUUAUGAUGGUUCCUUUGUUGAAUAUGCGGCAUGAGAUAAGGAGAUUAUCUGAUGAUUAUGAUAUUGCCAACACUCUGGGGAGGGGAGGAUUUUCAGUUGUAAGAAGGGGAGUAAGGAAAAAUAGCGGAGGAAGAAUCCAGGUAGCUAUCAAGACUCUCAGGAGAGUAGGAAAUUCUCAGGGAAUGCCAUCGACCCAAACGGGAGAAACAAGUACAGCCUCAGUAGGAUUUCCAGUUUCGGAGGCCUUAGUGAGAAAUGAGAUUCUAGUUAUGAAGAAGAUAGCCAGGGAUAUAUCUCCUCAUCCCAAUGUGAUACACCUCUACAACAUCUAUGAUGACCCAAAUGGAGUUCACAUUGUGCUUGAGCUGUGUUCUGGAGGUGAGCUUUUCGAUAGAAUAGUUUCGCAGGGUAGGUACUCGGAGAAAGGAGCUGCAGCUGUGGUUCAGCAAAUUGCCAAUGGCUUAAGUGCGCUACACCGGGCCAAUAUUGUUCACCGUGACUUGAAGCCAGAGAAUUGCUUGUUCUUGAACACCAGUGAGGAUUCACCUUUGAAGAUUAUGGACUUUGGGUUGAGUUCUGUUAAUGAAUUCACUGACCCAAUUGUUGGAUUGUUUGGUUCGAUUGAUUAUGUUUCACCUGAGACCUUAUCUCAACAAAGAAUAUCUUCUGCAACUGAUAUGUGGUCUUUGGGAGUUCUCUUGUAUAUCCUCCUUUCUGGGUAUCCACCUUUCUAUGCUAAAUCAAAUCGGCAAAAGCAACGACUCAUAUUGACUGGGGAAUUCAGCUUCGACGAACAUAGUUGGCAGAAUAUUUCUUCAUCAGCAAAGCAAUUGAUUUCCAAUCUUUUAGUUGUUGAUCCUUGUAGGAGACCAACUGCUCAAGAGCUUCUCUUGCAUCCUUGGGUCACAGGGGCUUCAGCAAGCCGGGACCUCAUGGAUUUUGAAAUUGUUUCUCGACUACAGAAUUUCAAUGCCCGUCGUAAAUUUCGUGCAGCAGCUAUAGCCAGUGUUUGUAGUAUAAAAGUUUUCUUCAGAAUAAAGAAAUUAAGAGAUCUUGUUGGGUCACAUGACCUCACUCGUGAAGAACUUGAGAAACUGGGGAUGCAUUUCAAGAAAAUGUGUUCAAAUGGAGCCAGUGCUACACUCCCAGAAUUCGAAAAAGUCAUUUCAGCAAUGGAUCUGUCCUCAAUUCUCCCUCUUGCCCCUCGCAUCUUUGAUAUAUUUGACAGUAACCAUGAUGGAACUGUAGAUAUGAGGGAGAUACUAUGUGGGUUCUCUACCCUCAGAAAAUCACAAGGAGAUGAUUCUUUUCGGCUUUGUUUCCAGAUGUAUGAUAUAGACAAGUCUGGGUGCAUCACCAAGGAUGAAGUGGCAUCCCUGCUUAGAGCCUUGCCAGAAGACUGCCUUCCAGCAGAUAUCACAGAACCGGGAAAACUGGAUGAGAUAUUUGAUGAGAUGGAUGCAAAUAAUGAUGGGAAGGUCACAUUCGAAGAGUUUAAAGCUGCCAUGAAGAGAGAUUGCUCCCUCCAAGAUGCAGUCCUUUCCUCCCUCCGCGCAACCUAAUUCUUGAUAUUAACGCAAUGUAGUAAAGAGUGGAGCAAUCUUGAGUUACUGCAAGAAACAUGGCCAGUUCAAGAGUAACCAAGAUGCAUUCAAGCAUUUUUCUUUAACGAAAGAAAAUAUAUCAUUCAAAUGGAACAAUGCAUGGCAGAAAAUAAUUCAGGCCAGAGAGACUAUGACUUCUAUCUAAAAUAUAUAUACAUAAUUGUUAAUAUUAAAAAAUUACAAAUCAAUUAAAGAGAAUUGUGAAGAUGCAUAUUGUCAUCGCCAUACAAGAACACGUCAAGAAGGGAGUCAGAGAGGAGGUGGAUGUAAUGAGGCCUUAAUAAGCUUUGCAAGCCUACCAUAGUAACAAUGCUCUGUAUUCACAGCCACUCCAAGCUUUUUGCUGCUUUUACAAAAAAGGUGAUUUUCAUUGACAGAGAAACAACUUGCUCACCAGGCCCCGCACGAUCAAUGGUUCUGUAAAACUAAGGUGUUCCAUGGCCUGAAUUGUAAUCUGGAAGUGUAUAAAGAGUGAAGGCGAAUAUAUGAAAUACAAGCAUUCCUUGGAACAGAAGAAGGCCUAACUAUGGAGAUACCUCCAUGAAUGAUCUCAUGACACCAUUGUAAGUGUGGCCUACGCAAGAUAUAUUGGUACUCCUGCUUCAUUAAUCUCACCAGGAAGACACAAUUUCAAAAGGGAUCUCACAGAUGAUGUGACCAUCAGGUUCAAAGUUCAAUUUUCCUGAAGCCAAUAUUCAUAUGAGGUGAACCAGAUUAUGGAAUUUCAUAUAAUCAGGCUGAUUUUGAGUAGCUAAGUGUUCAGCAUUGAUGCAUAACCCAUUGCAAGAGAUUGAAAGAGCAAUUGUAACUUGUA
Messenger RNA from Macadamia integrifolia, 2604 nucleotides. Its product is annotated as calcium and calcium/calmodulin-dependent serine/threonine-protein kinase-like. Gene Ontology annotation, molecular function: calmodulin binding; calcium-dependent protein serine/threonine kinase activity; ATP binding. The record is from RefSeq and is a predicted model, not a curated record. Gene Ontology annotation, biological process: intracellular signal transduction; protein autophosphorylation; peptidyl-serine phosphorylation. Gene Ontology annotation, cellular component: cytoplasm; nucleus. The transcript has 9 exons. Lineage: Eukaryota; Viridiplantae; Streptophyta; Magnoliopsida; Proteales; Proteaceae. Bases 189 to 1748 code for a protein of 519 amino acids.